UUGGUUCUGGAGCAUCCAACCACAAAUCUCUCGGUAAGGGUAUAAAAGUCAACUUUGAAUCUCCUUUGAAGACAGACCUUGACAGCACUCGCUUCAAUCAGUAUCAGUUCGUCCUUCAGCGACCAAACCCUCAGAAAUCAAUAAUCAUGAAGUGCAUCGCAGCUGUAGUCAUGAUGGCUUUGGCCGUUGUUGCUGAGGCAAACACCGUCGCUUAUUCCGUCCCGCUGGCCUACUCGGCUCCCCACACCACCGUUGUCCAGCAGAACGUGGCCCCACGGUACGUCGCUUCGGUUCCGGUGACCUACGCCGCUGCUCCGUACACCACCUAUGCCGCCGCUCCAGUUGCCUACUCUGCCUACUCCGGAUACACCGCCCCAGUGGCCACGACCUACGUCCAGAACUCCGUCGUUCCCCAGUAUGCUGCUCCGGUGGCCUACGCUGCUGCCCCAGCCGUCCGUUACUCCGUCGACUCCGAAGUCGUUGAAGCUACCCAAGUUGUGGCCCCAGCUGCCACCGUUGUUGCCCAGCCCGCCGUGGCCGUGUACGCCCAGAAGGAAGCUCGCUAUGUGGCCGCCAACCGUGGAGCCGUCCAUGAUGCCCCACUCGCCGGACAUGCCGUGUCCCAGCAGUCGCUGAACCUGGAACCAGCUGCGGGAACCGUUUAAAUUCCGUGUUGCUUGCGAAGAACUGAUCCCAACCCUGAUACUGACCCCAAUGCAACUUAAUAUUGCAUUGCAAUUUAGUGAUAUAUUUUAAGAAACAAGUCAAGUCGAAUAAAUGCUGUUUGUUUGUAAUUUAAAA
Messenger RNA from Culex pipiens pallens (northern house mosquito), 801 nucleotides. Its product is annotated as cuticle protein 16.5-like. The record is from RefSeq and is a predicted model, not a curated record. Lineage: Eukaryota; Metazoa; Arthropoda; Insecta; Diptera; Culicidae. The coding region runs from base 147 to 665 and encodes 172 amino acids. The transcript is spliced from 2 exons.